Canis lupus familiaris (dog) is the source of this 6246-nucleotide messenger RNA. It is a transcript of the gene ADAM19, whose product is annotated as ADAM metallopeptidase domain 19. The record is from RefSeq and is a predicted model, not a curated record. Gene Ontology annotation, molecular function: metalloendopeptidase activity. NCBI's taxonomy places the organism in Eukaryota, Metazoa, Chordata, Mammalia, Carnivora, Canidae. The transcript is spliced from 23 exons. Bases 61 to 2790 code for a protein of 909 amino acids. Gene Ontology annotation, biological process: membrane protein ectodomain proteolysis.
CCGGGGGCUGGCAUGGGCGCGUGCUAGGGGCCGCGGAGCGCGCGAGGGGCCGCGGCCACCAUGGCCCGGGGCGCGGGCGCCGUCCGGCUCUGCCUGCUGGCGCUCGCCCUGCCCGGGUGGACCACAAGAGGAAAUGGGGAAGGCAGCCCCCUGCUCCAGCAUGAACGAAUAAUACCUCAGUGGAAGACGGCAGAAAGCCCCACGAAAGAAAAGCAUCCACUCAAAGCUGAACUCAGGAUAACAGCCGAGGGGCAAGAGCUGAUCCUGGACUUGGAAAAGAAUGAGCACCUUUUUGCUCCAGCCUACACAGAAACCCAUUAUACUCCACAUGGCAACCCUCAAACCACUAUGCUGAAAUCUGAGGAACACUGCUUUUAUCACGGGACGGUGAGGAAGGCAGAACAGUCCAGUGUGGCGCUCAGCACCUGCCGGGGAAUGAGAGGACUGAUUACGGUGAGCAGUAACCUCAGCUACAUCAUCGAGCCCCUCCCCGACAGCGAGGGCCACCACCUUAUUUACAGAUCUGAACAUCUCAAGCUGCCCCUGGGGAACUGUGGGUUCAAGUACUCCAAGUCCAUCACUGGGGACAGGGUCCUUCCUUCUAUGAACCAGACCAAGAAACGACCUCGCAGGAUGAAAAGGGAAGAUUUACACUCCAUGAAGUAUGUGGAGCUUUACCUCGUGGCUGAUUAUGCAGAGUUUCAGAAGAAUCGGCGAGACCAGGACGCCACCAAACACAAGCUCAUGGAGAUCGCCAAUUACGUUGAUAAGUUUUACCGAUCCUUGAACAUCCGGAUUGCCCUCGUGGGCUUGGAAGUAUGGACUCACGGGAAUAUGUGUGAAGUUUCCGAGAACCCCUACUCUACUCUAUGGUCAUUUCUCAGUUGGAGGCGCAAGCUGCUCACCCAGAAGAACCAUGACAACGCACAGUUAAUCACGGGCAUGUCUUUCCAUGGCACCACCAUCGGGCUGGCCCCCCUCAUGGCCAUGUGCUCCGUGUACCAGUCUGGAGGAGUCAACAUGGACCACUCUGAGAAUGCCAUUGGUGUGGCUGCCACCAUGGCCCAUGAGAUGGGCCACAACUUCGGCAUGAGCCACGAUUCUGCAGAAUGCUGCUCAGCCAGCGCAGCUGAUGGCGGGUGCAUCAUGGCAGCUGCCACUGGGCAUCCCUUUCCAAGAGUGUUCAAUGGAUGCAACAGGAAGGAGCUGGACAGGUAUCUGCAGUCAGGCGGUGGGAUGUGUCUCUCCAACAUGCCAGACACCAGGACGCUGUAUGGAGGCCGGAGGUGUGGAAACGGUUACCUGGAAGAUGGGGAAGAAUGUGACUGUGGGGAGGAAGAGGAAUGUAAUAACCCGUGCUGCAAUGCCUCCAACUGCACCCUGAGAGAAGGGGCGGAAUGUGCCCAUGGAGCCUGCUGUCACCAGUGUAAGCUGCUGGCCCCUGGGACCCUGUGCCGUGAGCAGGCACGGCAGUGUGACCUCCCAGAAUUCUGCACGGGCAAGUCUCCCCAUUGCCCCACCAACUUCUACCAGAUGGACGGCACCCCCUGUGAGGGUGGCCAGGCCUACUGCUACAAUGGCAUGUGCCUCACCUACCAGGAACAGUGCCAGCAGCUCUGGGGUCCUGGAGCCCGGCCUGCUCCUGAUCUCUGCUUUGAGAAGGUGAAUGUGGCCGGGGAUACCUUUGGAAACUGUGGGAAAGACAUGAAUGGGGAACACAAGAAAUGCAACAUGAGAGAUGCCAAGUGUGGGAAGAUCCAGUGUCAGAGUUCUGAGGCCCGGCCCCUGGAAUCCAACGCAGUGCCCAUUGACACCACCAUCAUCUUGAAUGGAAGGCAGAUCCGAUGCCGAGGUACCCAUGUCUACCGUGGUCCCGAGGAAGAGGGUGACAUGCUGGACCCAGGCCUGGUGAUGACCGGGACCAAGUGUGGCUACAACCACAUUUGCUUCGAGGGGCAGUGCAGGAACACCUCGUUCUUCGAAACAGAAGGCUGUGGGAAGAAGUGCAAUGGCCAUGGGGUCUGCAACAACAACCAGAACUGCCACUGCUUCCAGGGCUGGGCCCCGCCCUUCUGCAACACGCCCGGCCAGGGGGGCAGCAUCGACAGUGGACCCAUGCCCUCCGACAGUGUUGGUCCUAUGAUAGCUGGAGUGUUCACGGCCGUAUUUGUGCUGGCAGUCCUUAUGCUGAUAUACUGCUGCUGUAAACAGAACAACAAACUGGGCCAACUCAAGCCCUUGGCGCUCCCUUCCAAACUGAGGCAACAGUUCAGCUGUCCCUUCAGGGUGUCUCAGAACAGUGGAACUGGCCACGCCAACCCAACGUUUAAGUUGCAGACGCCCCAGGGCAAGCGAAAGGUGACCAACACCCCCGAAACCCCGCGGAAGCCCUCCCAGCCUCCUCCUCGGCCCCCUCCAGACUAUCUGCACGGCGGGUCGCCACCUGCACCACUGCCAGCGCACCUCAGCAGAGCUGCUAGGAACUCCCCAGGGGCAGGGCCCCAAGUAGAGAGGAGGGAGUCAUCCAGGAGGCCGCCUCCCAGCCGGCCAGUGCCCCCUGCACCAAACUGCAUCCUCUCCCAGGAUUUCUCCAGGCCACGGCCACCGCAGAAAGCACUCCCCGCUAACCCGGUGCCAGGCCGCAAGAGCCUCCCCAGGCCAGGUGGCACCUCCAUCCUGCAGCCCACCGCCACCACUCCUCUGCAGCCCCGGCCUCUGGCAGCACCUGUCCCAAAGUUUCCUGAAUACAGACCACAGAGGGCUGGGGGGAUGAUUGGCUCGAAGAUAUAGACCCCUCUAAAGGAGCUUCUGCCCUUCCUUGAGGACUCUGAAACCCCCAGAGGAUCCGUGGCCAUGGAAUCCAGAACAAGCAUGUUUGGCCACCUCCAAGUCCUUCCUCCCUGCUUUCCCUCCUCCCAGAACGACCACAUCUCUGAAAAUCUCCAUCUUGACUCAGUGCCUCCUUGGCUUCCCUGGAGGCCCAGAGAGACUACUACCCAAUGGCAUCAUAGUGUUUUGUGCAAUAUACUGCCCCGGGGAAGGGAGGGGAGAGCACGGAAGAGAAUGAAUGGCAGCUUCUCCUCCAACCUCCCUUCGGCUGGCCUGUCACCUCCCAGGUGUCAGUGGGGAUGGUCUGGGCUGUCAAAGCUGGUAAACCCAACUGGGAAAGGUCCUACUCAGCCCUUCAGCCCAGGACUUAGCUUGGAGAAGCAUCCAUUCAUGUCCUCUGGUGGAGGGUAUGCAUGAGAGCUUGCCAUUGCCUCUGUCUUCCUCGAAGGUCCCAAGCUAGACAGAGGGUGGACACUUACUCAUCCUUUUUAGCUCUGUGAUUGAGAGGGGUCAAACCAGCCUCCACGGUGGCCCUGCCCGGGGCUCAGUUGACUUUACCACUCCUGGCUCUGUGGCCACAUGUGAACAAAAGAAGUCCCCUCCCCUUCCCUCCCCCCAAGCCCCCACCUCCCCUGAUUCACACGGGUCCCCCUGACUCUGACAGGUACUAUUUGUGGGCAGUAUAGACAGCAGAGGGAGCACCAGGCUUGGGCCUCCUCUGAGCCAAUGCCAAAGGUUGCGGCUCUCAAUGGAAUCAUUCUCGGUUGCCUAUUGUUUUCUUCUCUUUCCAAGUGUGCUCGGCACUUCUGGUUUCUCCUUCAGAAAUUUCUUCUUCCCCGCUCAGACCUACCUAAUGUGUGGUGCUGCAAUGAGUAGGUCUUCAGCGGUCCCAGCCUCCUGGAGUCCUGGUGCUUGUGACGUACAUGUGAGGAUCCUGCUUCAAGGAUUGGCCACUGGGUAUCCCAUGUGGUUCUCAAGAGCAUCCACUGGCCAUGGCUGGGGGUCGAAGCUUUAUUUGCCAUUGUGUUUUGUGACCUCCGUAGAGUGACGGUCUUACCCCCUACUCCCUGAUGGAAAUCUAAGUAAGGUCCUCAGGGGUGGCAGCAAAGAGGGCAGAACCCCAGCCUGUUCCUAGGUCUGGUCACUGAUUUGAGGCACGAUCGUUGCCUUCUGAGCAGGGAGCUGACCUGUCUCUAGAGAUCUGUAGAGAAGCAGCAGUCAAUAGUCUUGAGGGAACAGUCUGAGCUGGGGCCACCAGGCUCUUUAUCAUCCACUUCCUUGUGUUCUUUCUUCUGGUCACUGCCCUCAUCUGACCUUUACAGAAAGAACUUGGAGCAGCUGGGGAAAUGCCACUCCAGUGGGUAUUACCACCUGGUAAUAGAGUUUUUUGGUUUCAUAUGAAGGCUAUGGAGCAGGGAAGAAAGGCUAUGUGGUGCUCUGCUCAAUUGGACAACUUGUCACUGGAGAUGUUCUCUGGUGAUGGUCUCUCACCCCCAGAAGGGUGCUGUGCUGUCUCCACCUCCUAUAGUGAGCUGUUGUUCACUCUUGAAAACCUCAAGGAAGAAGCUUGAGCUCUCACUCCCAACCACCAACCCAGGGCCCCCUUACAGUUCUCUGCACACAACGGGUGCUCAAUAGAUGUUCUCGGGUUUUAGACUAGUAGGAGAUUUAGGAUAUGCCUCCAGGGACACACAUGGGGUGGAUUUAGAAAGAUCUCAGGAAAAUGAGGCUCUUUUCCCUCAGGUAGUCUGAUAAUCCUGCCUCUGUCUGCCAGACAUGGGCCCUGGUUGAUCCCCAUAACCAGUUUCCACCUUCCUUGCUACCUGAUUAGGUCAGGGGACAGCCUUCCAUAUAAUUGUGCUACUCCAAACGCCCCAGGCCUUAAGGUCGGGUUCCAGAAAAGUAAAGGUGAAAACACUCUAGGAAAAAACAAAUCACUCUUAUGCCCACAUGCAUGCCUCACAGACGUUCCUGUGGUAUGUCCCAUACAUCAGGAGGUGGAAGGCUCAGAAGUGAAAAUGCCGCAGCCCUUCUGGCUGCAGGAGCCUUUUGAACUUGAAAUCCACCCUCCCCACACCCAUGCCAGAAAAAGCCCUGGGUUAUAUUUCCUUGUUUUUUUGUUUUUAUUUUAUGUUAUUUUAAUAGCCCCUCCAUCCCAUAAAAUUGUACUGUGAACUGGAAGAAGGUUGAAUUUUUAAAAUCUGAUGGAGACUUUUGGCAGCCGGUUCUAUUUAUGGUCUCACUUCUGGCUGCGCUCAGGGACCAGGAGUCGCCAUAUCGGCAGGCCGGAGAGGCUGCCCGGGAGCAGGAGCGACCACCAAGCACUCCCCUUUUCUCUCCUGUGCCCAAGUGCUGCUUGAGGUGACAAAUAAAAGCAAAUACGGCCUUAAGAGGGACUUUAUUAGAAAGGAUUACUGCAAGGUGGCGGAAAGGGAAUUUGUAGUUAGGGCAGGGGCUCUAGGCAGAAGGCUCAGGUGAGCUCCCACAAGAUCUGCGAGCAUCUCAAAGCUCAGAAAGGAGAGGCCUUUCCUUUAACAGUUGGAGCAAACCUAGCCAGAGAGAACCGCACCUGGGGUGUCCUUGAGCUCAGCCUCCCUGGAAAGGGGCUGCUGCAGUGGGGUCCUGUGCAGACUCAGGCUGAGUGGGGGGCCAAGUUCAGAAUUGGGUGGGGAGGAGAUGAGCCUGGCUAGAGCUGGGUGGAGGGAACCAGCACUUUGUUCAGAUGGACAAAGGAGCUAGCACCUCCAUCCCCCUGUCUCAGAAUUUUAUCCCCAGUACCUGGCUCCAGGUUGUGACUACCUGCCUGCCAUGAGGUCCUUUUAGCCUUGCUUACUUCUCCCUUUAAAGACCCUUUUCUGCCCCAGCUCUGAGAUGCUUGCAGAUCUUACGGGAUUGUGGGAGCCCCUGCUGCAUACUGCAGUAGCCCCUUGCUAUCUCUUGCAAUAGUCCUUUUGAAUAAAACCUUCCCUUACCUAUGUCCAAAUUUGUUCUUAUUUGGCCAAGGUUAUGGAAGACUCGCAUAUUUUAAAUUGGGGACCAGUUCUAAAGUUAUGAUUGUGUUGAAUAUGUGUAUAACAGCUCUGCUGAACACCCAAGGGAAUGCCAACUGGAAAGGUGCCCCAUCCUUAGGGAAGCUUGCUAAGAGGGGUUCUGCAGAAUCCAAGCCAGUGUCCCCAAAGUCACCCUUCUGUGCAUCCUCUCACACCAUCCACUGUGUGUACGUACGUGUCUGGGAUCUAGGGCAAUGUGAAUUUUCUUUUUCUUUGGAGAUUGUUCACGGAAAACAGAUCCUCUUCUCUCUUGUCCACCUAUUAAUUGUUUACAAUAUUUGUACAUCUAUGCAAAAUACUUGAAUGGGCCAUGGUGCCUUUUUUCCUUGUUUGUAUUUAAUUAAAAUAAAUUGUCAUUUGAAAUGUC